UUUCAACGAACCCACUUUUUUUGUUUCUCCCUCAAGGAAACUGAAUCCAGGAGAGAGAGAGAUGGGGAUUCCGGCAGUAUCUCCGGCGGCAGUUGAUUUGCUUCGUGAAAGAGCAGCAAAGAUGAAAGAGGCACUUGAGAGGAGUCAGUCCAUUACAGAUACCAUGGUCACUGUGCUCGGUUCAUUUGACCACCGCCUUUCUACUCUAGAAACGGCUAUGCGUCCUACUCAGAUUAGGACGCACGCUAUAAGGAAAGCUCACGAGAACAUUGACAGAACUCUCAAGGCAGCAGAAGUUAUACUGUCUCAAUUUGAUCUCACUCGUCAGGCAGAGUCUAAUAUUCUUAAAGGCCCACAUGAAGAUUUGGAAAGCUAUCUUGAAGCAAUUGAGCAACUGAAAAGAAAUAUUAACUUUUUCAGUAACAAUAAAAGCUUUAAGAGCAGUGAUGGCGUAAUCAACCAUUCAAACAAUCUACUUGCUAAAGCUAUCUCCAAAUUGGAAGAAGAGUUCAAGCAAAUUAUAUCAUCUCAUAGCAAACCCUUGGAACCAGAACGCCUUUUUGAGUGCCUUCCAAGUUCAUUAAGGCCAUCUCCAGAGUCAGCAGGUGAUUCAGGUGGCAAAAAUCUAUCUAAUCAUGGGCAUCAUAAUGCCGACUUAGAAAACGCAGUUUUUACACCACCUUCUCUCAUCCCACAAAGGAUUUUGCCGCUACUGCAUAAUUUAGCCCAACAAAUGGUUCAAGCUGGUCAUCAGCAGCAGUUGGUUAAAAUAUACAGGGAUGCUCGGUCUCUUACCUUAGAAGAAAGUCUUCGCAAAUUGGGUGUUGAAAAGUUGGGCAAGGAUGAUGUUCAAAGAAUGCAAUGGGAAGUUUUAGAGGCUAAGAUUGGAAAUUGGAUUCAUUUCAUGAGAAUAGCUGUCAAGCUACUGUUUGCUGGGGAACGAAAAAUCUGCGAUCAAUUAUUUGAGGGGUUAGGUACUCUUGACGAUCAGUGCUUUUCUGAUGUCACUUCAAGUAGCGUUGCUGUCCUCCUUAGUUUUGGCGAUGCAAUUGCCAAAAGCAAGAGAUCGCCAGAAAAAUUAUUUGUCCUUUUAGACAUGUAUGAGAUAAUGAGAGAACUUCAUUCAGAGAUUGAAACACUCUUCAAAGGGAAAUAUUGCAAUGAUAUUAGACUUUCUGCAACUGGAUUGGCAAAGCAACUUGCCCAAACUGCGCAAGAGACUUUUGGGGAUUUUGAGGAAGCAGUCGAGAAAGAUGCAACAAAAACUACAGUUGCAGAUGGAACUGUCCAUCCUCUCACUAGCUACGUCAUUAACUAUGUGAAAUUCCUGUUUGACUAUCAAUCAACGUUGAAACAACUUUUUCAAGAAUUUGAAAAUGGAGGUAAAGCAGAUUCUCAGUUGGCUGCUGUAACAAUGCGAAUAAUGCAGGCUCUCCAAAAUAAUCUUGAUGCAAAAUCAAAGCAAUACAGAGAGCCCUCUCUCACUCACUUGUUCCUCAUGAACAACAUUCACUAUAUGGUCAGAUCUGUGCGAAAGUCUGAGGCUAAGGAUCUACUGGGAGAUGAUUGGAUCCAAAGACACAGGAGGAUUGUGCAACAGCAUGCAAAUCAGUACAAGAGAAUUGCUUGGGCAAAGAUUCUGCAGUGUCUAUCAGUCCAAGGGCUGACCUCUUCUGGUGGGGGUAGUGGAGUUGGUGUGGAUGGACCGAAUAGUAGUGGAGUUUCAAGAACGAUAGUGAAAGACAAGUUGAAGACAUUUAAUAUCCAAUUUGAGGAGCUUCAUCAACGACAGUCCCAAUGGACAGUUCCAGACUCAGAAUUGCGAGAAUCUCUUAGACUUGCAGUUGCGGAAGUCCUAUUGCCAGCAUAUAGAUCUUUCAUUAGACGGUUUGGGCCACUGGUUGAGAAUGGUAAGAAUCCGCAAAAGUAUAUAAGGUACUCACCAGAGGAUCUUGAUCACAUGUUGGGGGAGUUUUUUGAGGGGAAGACCUUGUCUGAACCUAGACGAUAGAACCAAGACCUUGCCUUGAGUGUGUUGGUCAAUCAAACUCUUUGGAGCUUCAAAUGCUCUGCAGCUGUUUACGCGUAUCAUUGUCUUGGUCUUAUGGCGUCGAAUCCUGCUGUAUCCAUUUUCAUCGUUGAAGGGAGGUACUACAGCCAGACAGACAUUCAACAAGGUGUGGUGGUUUAGCAAAAAAAAAAUUAAAGUGUGGUGUGGUGUGGUGUGGUGUGGUGCUCUUUAUUUCAUUUUCUCUUUCUAUUUUUUUCUUCUUCUUCUGCUGGUGCCAUUUUCAUUCAUAUGUUUUCUUGUGCUUUCCUGCAAGUCUGUACAAAAUACACCUGUUUUUACCAACUUUUGUUGCAAUUUUAGUAUGUAAAUAAUGUAC
Molecule: messenger RNA, 2387 nt
Organism: Impatiens glandulifera
Lineage: Eukaryota; Viridiplantae; Streptophyta; Magnoliopsida; Ericales; Balsaminaceae
Product: exocyst complex component EXO70A1-like
Exons: 12
Coding region: 62-2011 (649 amino acids)
Biological process (GO): exocytosis
Cellular component (GO): exocyst
Molecular function (GO): phosphatidylinositol-4,5-bisphosphate binding
Source: RefSeq, a predicted model, not a curated record